Messenger RNA from Fusarium fujikuroi IMI 58289, 1008 nucleotides. RefSeq lists its product as uncharacterized. The transcript has a single exon. Lineage: Eukaryota; Fungi; Ascomycota; Sordariomycetes; Hypocreales; Nectriaceae. The coding region runs from base 1 to 1008 and encodes 335 amino acids. The record is from RefSeq and is a predicted model, not a curated record.
AUGGCUACGACCUUCUACCAAUUCUCUCUCCUUCCGCGAGAGCUCAGGGACCAGAUAUGGCAUUUCGCUAUGAGACCACACCACCGUGGAGUCCAAAUCUUUCAGAUACACAACCCGCCCUCACAUGACGAGAAUAGACCUAUGAGUAGCUCAUUCAUGAAUUAUCUCUACAACGUAUUCGAGAAGUUUACAGCCAGCUAUUGGGCAAGCCUCAUGGCGAGGGAAGACGCCAGGCCCUGGUCUCUUGGCGCUGCCCUGUGUUCUAAGUAUCAUAAGGGCCUCGAUGGAACGCUAGACAAGAAUAUCUCCACCUACAUGAUCGAUUCCGGACUGUGGACCGCCUGCAAAGAAUCGAGGCGUGUUAUUCGGAAGCACUUCGCCAAUCCCUCGAACAGCCCCUAUGGACUACCCGAGCCUGGAAGAGUGAGCCAUUGCUCAGGUAGUAACCCCUUCUACUUUUCUAUCUGGCCAGGCUCAGACCUUCUCAUUCUACAAAUUGGCAAUUUCGCCGCUAGCAAGCGGACCACCCAGGCCCGUAUUUCAGAGUUUCUUUGGACUCCGAGUUCUCCCCCUUGGCUUAUGGGGUCUUGUCAGGAAAUUGGUAUCGAGUAUGAUUUAGCAUGGACGGACGCCAGCUUGGCGAAUGACACCUCUAUCGUUUCACCAGAUGUGAUCCUUACCGCCAUCCUUCUACUUCUAAGAUUGCCAAAGCGCCGUUUGUGGCUGGUUGAUACAAACCUGAAACGGAAAGCAGGUGCCCCUUCGUCUUAUGGUAGAGACACAAUGCAAUUCUACGCCAGUGGCAGGAAAUUUGUACAAGUUUCUCUCCAUGAUAUGGUAGAUAACUUGAAUGAGUGGGAGUAUAUAAAUCCUGUGGCUGGCGGAAACUACGAGGCAUCAUCUAUUCACUCUGCAUGGCUCGCAAAUGGAGCGGCAAGGCGUUUCCCAGGGCGGCAUCUCGAAGAUCAAAUCGGGCUUCUUGGAUGGGAGGAUCUAGAAAAUUCAUGA